Cuscuta epithymum is the source of this 618-nucleotide messenger RNA. NCBI's taxonomy places the organism in Eukaryota, Viridiplantae, Streptophyta, Magnoliopsida, Solanales, Convolvulaceae. The record is from the annotation of a GenBank genome assembly.
CUCUUAUCUUAACUUCUCUAUACUUACUUAAUUAUUCCGAUCCUUUUUAAAAAGGGGAAAUGGGAAAUUGUGUGAAUAAGGGGGGAUCUUCAUCCAUGGUGUGGGCUGCCGAGGAUGAGGGGGAUGAGUGGCAAUGGGUAUCACAAGAAAAGAAAAUUCAGAAGAGUGGCGGUGAAAGUGGCGGCGGGUUAGUGGUAGGCGGUGACGGUGGUGAUAAAAACAGUAGCGCCACCGCACCGCCCACGACGUUGAAGAUCACAAUCUCAAAGAAGCAGCUCGAGCAGCUGCUUCUGCUGGCGAGGAAAGUGGAGAAUAGUAAUACUUCUAAUCAAGAAGAUCAAAUACUCUUGGCUAGAUUGUUGGCGGAUUCCGAUCAGCACGGCGGAGAUAAGGUGGCGAGGCAGCAGUCAUGGAGGCCGCGUUUGCAAAGCAUUCCGGAACUCAGUUGAACCGCCGCCCGGCCCGGAGAACUUUUUGUUCUUAGUUGGUGUACAUAUAUAUACAUAUACGAAUUGAAUUAUAUAGUCAUCGAUCGAUAUGUAGGUUGCUUGAAUUGGAUUAUUGGUGAGAAUAUUAUUUGGUUAUUAGCAAUGCAAUUUGUUGCAUGUAACUUUAGCA